Molecule: messenger RNA, 9347 nt
Organism: Biomphalaria glabrata
Lineage: Eukaryota; Metazoa; Mollusca; Gastropoda; Planorbidae
Exons: 12
Coding region: 276-2153 (625 amino acids)
Biological process (GO): cellular response to calcium ion; regulation of dopamine secretion; regulation of calcium ion-dependent exocytosis
Molecular function (GO): calcium-dependent phospholipid binding; phosphatidylserine binding; syntaxin binding
Source: RefSeq, a predicted model, not a curated record
CCUUGAUCUAAAGAAGCAAAAUUUGGAAAACAUGGAUUAAAUGUUGGAUCUAACAGCAAUCUUUUACCGUGGACAUGCUUUAUAUAAAGAUCUAUUGUAUAAAAAUAUAUACAUAUAAAAGCAUCAAGGGUCAACACUAGCAAGAAACAUAAAUAAUUAAAUAACAAUACAAAACAUAAAUAUUUGUGCUCAUGAGACAAAUUCGUUUCUGGAAAGAGGUGUAAACAUUUUCUUAGAGCAGAAGUGACCCCAAAAAGUUCAAUCCAAAACCGAGAAUGCCGAUGACAGUGCCUGCAGCGGAAGUCGCCGGGAUUAUUUCAGGAGGAAUAACUGUGGUCGUCUUUGCAGCAGUCGUCGGAGUUCUGUGUUGGCGCUUCCCAGCGUGCAGGUCAAGAUCUUUCUGGGAUAAGAAUAUCAAGCGAGCGAUACGGAAAGUCUACGGAAAAUGCAAAAAGAAGAAAGUCAAGGAAGAGAAGAAAAGCUUGAUCAUUGGCCCGAUGAUCCGGAAGAGGAGCCGGGACGAGCCCCCCUUUGUGGUCCCCCAGAUUUUCGUGGAUUAUGGAAGCCGCCGGACGUCGUAUGCCUCAGCGUCUGACCACAUGAUGCUCGGGGCUCUGGCGCUUGACCUGCGCAGGUCUUCCGGUAGCAGUGCUGGAAGUAGGAGGACCUCGCUGGCUUCAGACUCUGACAGGAGAGGUUCUAACUCUAGCAUGGGGAGCAGGCGGACCUCCUUCGCCUCCGACACUGACAGACGGGGCUCAGCGUCCAGCAUGGGAAGCCGCCGGACAUCCAUUUUCUCGGACCAGUCGGACAGGAGGGGCUCCGCGAGCAGCAAAAGUAGCAGGAAAGGCUCGGACGGAAGUAGAAUCGAUGACACGGAUGUAUCACUGGCAGAUUUGUCGGACACAGAGAACUACGAUAUGGAUGACAGACGUUUCCCAAACCUCAAAUACCCCACCAGGCGCAUAAGCUACGACGUCACAAGACCGUACAAGGAACAGGUUCCGCCCUACAGGAGGUCUCACUCGUUGGCUGAAUUACAGGCAGAGCGUGAGAGAGAGAAGCUUGCAGCACAGGCUGAAGGUCGGCCUGUGACAAGUUCGCGGGCCACAGAAAGAAGGUCCACUCUAUCCAGUCUUGUUUUCAGUAGCUUGGCAGCGCUGGACCAGACCGGAAAUGCAGUUAUACCCCCUUACGUAAAGAAGAAACACAAGCGUCAGGUCAUUGGUUUACCCGACACCCCCGUGGCGUUGACUGAGAUCAACCUUGAGGAUCUGAUCCCUCGGUACGCUCCGCCCAUCAAGCCAACAGGCACCCUUAAGAUACAGCUGCUGUGGUCCCAGGAGAAGACAACCCUGACUGUGAUUAUUAUAGAGGCUCAAGGACUCAUCAUUCCCGGAGUUCCCAAGGACGUAGAGGUCAAUCCAUAUGUCAAGGCCUUCUUAGUGCCAGGUCGAGCUUUUAAGUACAGAACCAAAACCCUGAGGAAUACAAGGGACCCUCUGUUUCUGGAAAAGUUUGUCAUCAAGGAUCUACCCGUAGGAGGAGGCGAAGAAAAUGAAGAUGGCGCCCUGGAGUUUCAGGUUUACUCGUCACAUCACGUGAGCAGGCGCCAUCUGGUGGGCGUAGCCUCCAUCCGGCUGAUUGACGUGGAUAAACUGACCUCGGGUCAGGUUGAGCUGCUGGUGACCCCACAGACUGUUUACAGGAUGCACCAAGGAGACCUCCGGAUAUCCGGUUGUUACCAGCCAGUGGCGGGAAAGAUUGUUUUCAACAUCCUAGAAGCCAGGAACUUGCCACGUGUCUCCAUUCUAGGGGCGAUAAAUCCCUAUGUCAAGGUUGAGAUGUAUGUAAAUGGCAUCCGAGAGGGCAAAAAUAAAUGCAAGGUCCGGCAGAACACUCAGGACCCUGUCUGGCACCAUCAGGUGGUCUUCGAGGUCAACAGGGAAAACCCGAAGCUUCUGGGUCACGUGUUUGUGUUCCAUGUCCUUCACAAGGACAUGAUGACCGGUGUCCAUAAAAUAGGACAGGUGGAUCUCGGAUGGUACAGUCAUGGGGAACAACUCGAGCACUGGUAUGAAAUCAUGGAGCACCCUCACAGGUCCACGGACAACUGGCACCCGAUCAUCAAGACAGGCAAAAUUACGUCUUGACCCCUGGACCGUCCGGAAUUAACCGGUUCUCGAAGAGAGGGCCCUCUCCCCCUCUCCCAAUGAACCGGAUAACGCUUCUGCUGUUUGUAUCCCAAGAGUCUAGGAACCUGCUGUGGGAAUAUACGAUGUACAUGUGUAUAAUUCAACAAUCAUCUAAAUUGUGUUUGUUUGACAUAAUUAUGUUUGACCUGAUUGUGAUGGACCUAGUUAUGGUUGUUAUAUCAACGACUAUUGUCUAUGUUACAAACUUCGCUAUAUAUAUAAUAUGAACAUCUCUUGAGGUAAUAUAUACACUUCAGAUUUUCUGAUGUUAACAAAAACACAAAAACAAAAAAAAUAACAUUACUAUGUGUAUAUCUGUAUUGUUUAAAAUAAUGUUUAUUCCUAUGAUGUCGAUAUGGGGUAUUCACCAUUAAUUAGGUUGAAGGCAACCUAAUUAUUUUUUUAAUUCUAGAAUAUUAAACGUUAUAUCUCUAGUUAAAUUAACAAUAAAUAUACCCCCCCCCCCCUUUUUAUCUUUUUUUUUCUCCCAUUAAAAUAUUUCAAGGGAGAUCACUCUGUACUAUACUUCUGCGUCAUUUUGAAAUAAGAACUCCAUCCAUUUCCCAUGAUUCCCAGCCUUCCCCCGCCCCCCGACGGAGUCGUCCUAAGAUUCUCCCACUAAGUGACGUUAUGUCACGCACACACACGCACACACACACAAACUAAAAAUUAUCAUCAGAAUAUUACUUUCGAAUAAAACCUUUGCAGACAUCAUCUUAUAAAACUGUUGACUACCACGCCCCUGCCGUCAAGACGGAAGUAGACCUGUUUUGCCACUGUCAACACGUUGCGUCCAGUUACGUGGGCGGCACUCCAGUGUAGAGUACCACUGCCGUCACGUCUCUGUCACACCUAUUAACAAACAGGUUAAAUAAGUCAUGCUGACCCGGGGAACAGUCCUCCCCUCCCCCCCUCCUUCCGUUUCCUCUUACCGCCCCUCCACACUCGUGUCUGUUUCAUCAUUCUCCUCGUUGGCGGAAAUCCAAACAUCCCUUGGGAGGAAGCAUUUCUCUAGAACUUCAGGAUCUCAUAUUUAGAAUCUCAAGCACUGGGUCUCUGGGUAAUGCUUAUAAAUGACAGGAAAUAUCGUUGAAGUAACGCGGAACGAGAAUUGACGAGAUCUGGUAACACCUGAUACAUAAAAAAAAAUGCAGACUUUGGCCGAGUCUUGAUAAGCCUUGAGUUUGAAUCCCUUUGAAGACAGAAAACACCUGAUACAUUUUUUUAAAAAGCAGACUUUGACGUGGUGGUAUUAUGGCCGAGUCUUGAUGAGCCUUGAGUUCGAAUCUAUUUGAAGAAAGAGGUUUUUGAACUUCGGCAUUUUUAGGAUGCGCCAACUUUUAAUUGGGUCAGCUAAUCGUCUGCCCGAGAAACAGAUAAGUUUUACGUCAUUUGGCCCAAUAGGUCUAAAAUGGGUCAAGCUAGACAAAGUCUAAUUGUGGUUACCAAAAACUCAUGUCAUAGUAAAUGUUCCAAUUGAAGCCCAGUCCUUCAUAGAGCUGUAGGGACAAUAACAAAAAAGUUUUUGAAGAUAGAGAACUCUUUUUUGUUUGGAAGCAUUUAUCAGCGUGUGAAUCUAAGCGCGUGUAUUACCAGACAAAAAGAAAACCUGCUUUGUUGCCUGUUCUUUUGCCUAUAUUUCUGUUGCCCUUUUUUUUUUUGUUGCCCGUUUUGUUGCUAAUGUAACUGCCAAAAGUCUGUGAAAGCUGAAAAUUUUAAGUUAAGAAUCAAUAAGCCGCGAUCAUAGUAGAUCAGUCGAAUUUCUUAUUUGAAUACAGUGCCUGCAAGUAUCUACUGCGACUAAACAGGAUUCGUUGAAUUCACUAAUAUCAAAAAGGACCCAUGAAUCCACUGCCACCAAACAGGAGUCACUGAAUCCGCUGACACUAAUAUGGAGUCAUUAAACCACUGCCACCAAACAGGAGUCACUGAAUCCGCUGACACCAAUAUGGAGUCAUUAAACCACUGCCAACAAACAGGAGUCACUGAAUCCGCUGACGCCAAUAUGGAGUCAUCAAACCACUGCCACCAAACAGGAGUCACUGAAUCCGCUGACGCCAAUAUGGAGUCAUUAAACCACUGCCACCAAACAGGAGUCACUGAAUCCGCUGACGCCAAUAUGGAGUCAUUAAACCAUUGCCAACAAACAGGAGUCACUGAAUCCGCUGACGCCAAUAUGGAGUCAUUAAACCACUGCCAAACAGGAGUCACUGAAUCCCGUUACUAAUUCAACAUCGCUAGAAUCAGUUUGUAAUGUGACUCCAUAAAGUCUAGAUUUCCUAUCUCUAAAACACAAGAUCAAUACUGCAGCUAUUUCAACCUAGAUUUAACAGUUAAGAAAAACCGAUGCAAGGAAGGCGACAAAAUUUAAACCCAAACCUGGUUAUGAAAACCUAGUUUCUGAAAUACUGGUAAGCACCAAAUCAUUAAAAAGUUGCGAGACGUUUGGCCUUAGGGGCAUUCACUCUGUGUGACCUGAGCAGGGUAAAUAACUCGACACAACAUCUUUUUUAUCUUAUUGAAACUCAUUUUAAUCCCAUUUAUAGGAAACGGUUUACCUCCCCUCAAGGCUGUAACUUUUGUUUCAGUGAGCCCCACCCACUAUUACCAAAUUGUCCCACCCCCAAAAACUAUGAAAAUUGUUACCAUAGCAACUCUAUAUUUUAAUAACGACUGGGGAUUUCCCAGCAUUGUUUAAAAUAUAUUUGUAUGUCGCAGGCCACAUCAACAACAACAACAAAAAAAAUCGUGGAGUUGAAUUGAACGGAUGCUCUACCGUUUCAGUAUCCACACUGUGGAGAAAGGCUUCUUGGGCCCGGAUAGCACCACGUCACAGGCUGGAUAUGGCCCGCGGGACGUAGUUUUGAAUGCUCCAUGAAUUUCAGAACAUAAGAAUACAUGUUUAGAGGCGUGGCAUUGUGACAGAUCGCUGUAGGAGGCGUGGCAUUGUGACAGAUCGCUGUAGGAGGUGUGGCAUUGUGACAGAUCGCUGUAGGAGGUGUGGCAUUGUGACAGAUCACUGUGUAGGAGGUGUGGCAUUGUGACAGAUCACUGUGUAGGAGGUGUGGCAUUGUGACAGAUCGCUGUAGGAGGUGUGGCAUUGUGACAGAUCGCUGUUGGAGGUGUGGCAUUGUGACAGAUCGCUGUAGGAGGUGUGGCAUUGUGACAGAUUGCUGUAGGAGGUGUGGCAUUGUGACAGAUCACUGUGUAGGAGGUGUGGCAUUGUGACAGAUCACUGUGUAGGAGGUGUGGCAUUGUGACAGAUCACUGUGUAGGAGGUGUAGCAUUGUGACAGAUCGCUGUAGGAGGUGUGGCAUUGUGACAGAUCGCUGUAGGGGGUGUAGCAAAUUCAUUUUGACAGAUUGCUGUUGGCGUUGUGGCUACUUUAUUUAGCUGUUGGCAAUAAAAAUUUCCUUAAUGGGAUACUUUUCUGUUGACGCUGCGGUUAAUUCCUUGCGUGUGUUGUUAGCGAUGUGAUUGCAUUGGUCCAGGAAGUCUGUGUUAUAGACAGUGGGAUCAUAUCAUUCUCAUAGACUGCAAUGUGGUUACGUUAUUCAGCCAAUGUUGGCGUGUGUGUGUUAGGCUCAAUGGCUACCAUCGUGUCGUUGCUGCUGCAAAUGAUAUCUGCUGAAUGUGUUAUUUCGUUCAUAAUACACUGAGGUGUACCACGUGAUACGGGAUCUGUACAUUAUGUGUUGUUGUUGUUUUUUUUUUGUGUAGGAUACCUCAGUUUUCGCUAGUGACACAAGUUGUCAAGCUGCUUACAACCUUGAAAUCUUUCGCCUCUUUUCUUUCUCGACUCCUUUUUUGGGGCAUUUAGCCUCUUUCUCUUUAUAACUUUUUUUGUUCAUAUAAAUAGCUAUAAAGAUUAAUAAAUGGAUAUUAGUAUUAAUAGAAAUAAUGUAACAUUUCAAAUAGUGAAGCGAACAGUUCCUCACGAUAAAGCAUCUCAACAAAGUAAUAAGUUGUAAUUACUGACUUUAUCCCCCGUGAUUUCUUCGCUUGGGGAGGUGUAGACAAUUGUUAUUUACAAUUUACGAGAUGGAAUUCACAUAAGUGUUUUUUUUUUUUUUCUUUUUUUAAAUUUAAAGUGUGUGGUUUUCCUCCUUACACGAUAGUAAUACUACACGCGCUAACAGAUGUACUUUUAAUUUCUUUUUAAGAUUAGGUUAAUCACAUUUUUUUUGGUGUGGGAAAAUAUAACUAAACUGAUUUUUUUUUCUCAUUCUUAUACAUAGUCCUCAAAAUCAUUGAAUACGUUUUUUGGAAAUAAAAUUUAUAUAUAAAUAUAUUUACGUACGUACAAGGAUUGCCAGUUUAAGAGUAUGGGGUAUUUGUAUUAGGGUUUUUGAUAAAUUUUAGUUUGAAAUUAGUUUUUAAAAAUUAAAAAAAAAUUGAAAAAAAUGUUUUAAAAGCUGAAAUUAUUGUUGAAACAGCUCAGUAGUUCCUUCAACCAGAAGUGCAUUGUAAUAAUGAUGCCACAUGCUAAAAAUGACAAUUAUUUCAAACUAAUUUCUUUAAAAGAUAAGAUAAGAUAAUUGUUAUUGAUCCAAUGAAAUGGAAAAUCAGUUUGACUACAAUUGACAACCUCAGCGUAACUGCUGUAACAAUAACAAUAUAGAUGCACAUACGAACAACAUUCACACACGAAACACAUACACAAUCACAUACAAUUAGGCGUAAAUGCCUUUGACUUCCAUACCCAGAGGUCUCGGUUCAAAUCUCGAUGAAGACUGGGAUUUUUAACUUACUGAUUUCUAGACGCCCUUGAGUUAAAUAAAGGCGAUUUGUCAUUGUGCCGGCUACAUGACAUCCUCGUCAACUGUCGGCUAUAGAAACAAAUGACCUAUACAUUAUCUGCCCUAUAGAGUAUGAAAGGGGAUCUUUACUUACUUAUUCCACUUUGUUUCACCCCCCCCCCCUUUCCCCCUGUGUCUUUUGUUGCCACAUGUGCUAAAUAAUGAUUUAGAUUAUUCACAUACUUUACAUAUAAUAUAUAUAUAUAUAUAUUUGCUUGCUCUUGCACGUAUUCUUGUGUUUAUGUUUAAAUUUAAAACCAUACUUCAUUACAUACAUUCUUACUAUUGUGCUUUCUGAUACCUAUAAUUUAAUCUACACCAACACAUAACUUUUACGCAUAUGAAACACAAGAAUAAGGUUUCAGAAGCUGAUACAUACAAAAAAAAAAAAAAAAGAAUACAAAUUCCAAUAAUAUAACUAGAACAUAUUUAUAAAUAAAUCGGGGUGACCCAGAUCAUAAUUAUAAAAGACCUCGACACUGAUGUUGUGCAAGGUUGAGCAGAUGUGGCAACGAGGCAUUGAUGUAAACUGCCCACAAGUUGUUAUCUUGCAGGUCAGUGUUCAGCCCCCCCCCAUAACAGUUGGUCCUGGCGUAACAGCCCAAAUCCCCGCGUCCCAGUGUGCCGUUUCCUGUAGUCCAUUGCUAUACGCCACUACAACAAGCCAUUGCCCAUCACCCACAAACAGACAUAUAGUCAAAGCACAUGUUACUCGAAUAGAUGGCAGAAAAAAAAUCAACAUAUUGUCUUAGGGAUGAACAAGGGGGGAGGGGGUGGGGCUGGCUGAGUGGCUAAACGCUUGGCUUCCGAACCUUGAGUCUUGGGUUCGAACCUCAUUGAAGACUGGGAUUAUGAAUUUUGUGAUUCUUAGGACGCCCCUGAGUCCACCCAACCCUAAUUGGUACCUGACUUUAGUUGGGGGAAGGAAAGGCGGUAAAAUCAGUCUUUUUUCCCCUGGCAAUCAGAUGCUGAAGUUCCAAAUACAUGUUCUCCAUAUAAUGAUAUAAACUGUUAUAAAUAGAAUCUUGUUUUUGUGUUUUACGCAUGUUUGUAAGUAUGUCUCCUCUGUUGUUUGACGUCAUGUCGUAAAUAUACAAAAUAAAAUGUCUACCUAUUAUAUUAUCGAUUACUUUGUUUAUCGCUAGUUAUCGCCUCCAUGUACAUGAGCGCUGUUGACACGUGACCUGUUGACCUAUAAAUACACGACCGUUACUUUUGAUUUGUUACAAAAUGUUACAGAGUACUUCUGUGUAGUAUUGAGCUUAUGCCAUUGAUUUAGUGUACAUUAUUAUCAUUUUUAUUAUUAUUAUUAUUUAAAUGUCACGUGGUACAUUCUUUCCAUAUUCAUUGGAGCACGUUGAACAGUUUAAUGUAUAUCUAUCGCUGUGACAGUGUGACUAGUUGGCUCGCAACGCCCGGGGCGCUGCUCCGGAGUUAGAGCUGCAUUGUCACUUUGUGUGCGUGAGUGUGCGUGUGUAUCAAUAAAUCUACCUACACCUGACUACAUCAGUUCAUCAAAUAUUAAAUGCAUUAUAUUUUGCUCAUAGCAUGAUGUAGAAAUAACAAUCACUUGUUAUUUUGAAUUCUUUUUUUUUUUCUUUUAUCAUGUUUGAUCGGUUCUUGUUUUCACAUCAGUUUCAUUUUCAUAUUUCAUUUGUCAUUUCGCCAUAGAUGUAAAUAUGCCAUGAUUGUCAUUUCAAGCAAGGUCCACCUUUCUUUUUUGAUCACUCAUCCGUCUCCGUCUCGUCAAGCGUAGGGAAGGUCAGACCUCUUUGACUUUGUCUCAUAUGUUCCUCCCUUCCUCCAUAAGUCCCUGCUUUUUGUUUUUAAAGUCGAAAGGUCCACCUUCUUCUUGUCAUCUGACAUUGUACAUAAAUGUCAUUCUUGUUGACAUGCGACAUAACUAACAGUUGUAUUGUUGUCUGGUGUUAUUGACCCUCCCCCCCCCCACCCUGCGCCCAUUGUAUCCCUCCAUGUCCGCCAUUGUUGUCUUUUAAGCAAAUGUCAGGAAAUCUCCCACCUCCUCACUCAGUUACGUCCCUUUUAUCCUACUUUCAUUUUCGUUAAACCGGAAAUUAAAAAUAUUUGCAGAACUGAAAGCCCGAGCAUUGGACAAGGCUUAAAAACAACAAAAAUGUGAGGCCAAAAGAAAUUUUGCAAACAUUAAAAUAUUUAGUUUUGGCUUAUUAUUCAGGAUUUAAAAAUACUUAUGUAAUAUCCUUGAGUUUUUUUAAAAAUUAUAUAUAUAUCUUUUUUUUACAAAUCUCCUUUUGCAUCUGGCAACAUUGAAGAAUGUUACUUUUUUUUUAUAUUCGUGUUGACCCACUUGCCAGAUUUUUUUUUUAAUUUAAAA